Messenger RNA from Triticum urartu, 1202 nucleotides. Its product is annotated as ATG8-interacting protein 1. The record is from RefSeq and is a predicted model, not a curated record. NCBI's taxonomy places the organism in Eukaryota, Viridiplantae, Streptophyta, Magnoliopsida, Poales, Poaceae. Gene Ontology annotation, cellular component: intracellular membrane-bounded organelle.
CCUCGUACUACGCGGUUGGCUUCCUUCCCCACCCAUCUCUCCUCUGCUCUUGUCCUGUGAGAUGUGAGAGAGAAAAGAAAAAGAAAGAUGGUAGUUUGAUCUCAUCCAUCCCCCACCGGAGUCGACUGCGGCGGAGCGGAGCGCACCGGAGAUCUUCCCGUCCGUCCGUCCGUCCUUCCUUCCUUGUCGGUAAGGUUCUGUGGCCAUGUCUGACAGCGAGAAAGAGGUGCCAGUGCAAGUGGACGAAGGCGCCACCCGGGGGGCCGACUGGGAGGUGGUCACGCUCACCGCGUCCACCUACGCGGCUGCGCCCAGCGGGCCAGAAGGAGCAGCAGAGGGCAAGAGGCUCGGCGACGGCAACGACGGCCGUGGCUCGUCCAGCACGCUGCUCAUGUCGGACCACUUCGUGUUCCCCCCCAGCGAGCACGAGAACCUGCCCAUAGAGACCGCCCUGCUCGAGCCCCAGGAAAGUACCAGCGUGGAAGAUGCUGGCUUCAAGAACGUGGGAGGAGGCUAUGAUGAUGGGUCCGAGACGGUCAAGUACUAUGAUGAGGGGAAGAGCCUGUCGGUACAUGAUGCCGAGAUGAUGAUGGGUGACGUGGCUGAGUUCCACUCCGAAGAUGACGGACGCGGUUACAUCGUCCAUGAUGAUGAUGAUGAUUCCCAGGACAAGUCUGACGUGCCUCCUCAGGACAGUAGCAGCAGCAGCAGCAAGGGCCGCGGCUCUGGUGCCCCCUGCCAGUGCUGGUUGAAGAAGCACAUGUCAUGCCUGUAUGACCAAGCUAAGGAGACUAAUCAUCUCUGGGGUGCCGUGGUUGUGGCUGCCCUGGUUGGCCUUGUCAUCUUGUGGCGCAAAGACAAGUUGCACAUGAGCUGCCUUAAAUGGCGCUCUCGCUCAGCAGUCAGUUGAUGAUCUGAUCCCCUGGACUGGUGGGUCUGUUUGUGGUCUUCUUCCUCGAUACAAUCUCUGAUGAGUCUUCACAGAUCGCCCUGGAAGUCAUUAUAACCAAGAAGAUGGCCAUGCCAAUAUGAUUCAUGACAAUGACGAAAGGGAUCUCUAGUUGUAAUAAUAUAUUAAGUUUGACAGGGUAUUUGCUUGUUGCCAGGCUUCUGAGAUGCCAAAGUUUCUUCUUGCUCUUGUACCCAUAGUCGUCGUACCUUUGCACUGUUUAAUACGAACGGCGCGCCCUUUCAAGUUUCUA